UCAAAUUAAUGAGUGUCAAAUUGUGUUUGAAAUGUUUUCAUUUUCCCUUUUAAAUGUUAACUAAUCUCAUGAAAUAAAUCUUUAGUAAAAUUUCCUUUGCAAUAACAUGUGUUCCUUCCGCACGGCGAAUAAAGAGGCAAAUCCAUUAAAAGAACAACCAACCACCAGUCGCCGCCAUGCACCCGACAGCCCAGUUAUAGUGACAAAAAACACUAUGAAACGUGUAAAGUACGAAAAUUUGUUGGCUCAAAGUGUAUCACAGGCGCCACUGGAAUGUCGCUUAGCGCAUAAAUUGCGUCUCGCCGUCUACGAAGGUAACUCGACAAAUCCACGUCAGAAUAGAUUUCUAAAAACCGCCAUACGUCGUGUGCGCGAGCAAGGACUAUCUUUGCAUGCGGCACAACAGAUUAUCAACAACUAUGGAGACACGCGCAAUUCCCAACAUCGGCAAAUCUUGCAAAUACGUUACAAUCGUAGAGUCUUUCUCAUCUGUACGUUGCGCACGGCGAAUGUAGUCGAAUUGAAGUCGCGUCUGAUGCCAUUAAUGCGUGCCUACAAUGCUAGUUUUGUCAAUGUCAUACACAAUUUCCACAGCAGUGCGACUAUUGAGGCAAUCAUAUCGUUGCAAACUUCGCUAGAUUUUAGCAAUCUUGAGGGUUCCAUAGCGCGUGAUGCGCAUGCCUGUAAGGCGCAAGAAUGUGAAAUGGUCGAUUAUGAGACGGGCGCUGUCAAUUUUAAAUGUGAACCCAGUGAAAUGGAUGCGGUUUUGAAGCGGGUUAGAGCAAAGGGCUACACCGUGCUGCAUACCGAAUACAGUUUCAAGCCGAAAAAGUUCAUAAAGCUAGAAGAAAGCGAAAACGAAAAAUAUAAAAAGUUUCGUACAAAGUUAAUGAAAACACAAGAUUUCGAUGUGAUUUUCGAUAAUGUUGUUGGAAUGGAUGAGGAGGAGAUUGAGACUGGAGUUGCUACUGCUGAUUGCGUAGUUGCGGCGGUGUAGAUGAUGUGGUGGGGAGCCUUUAAUCGUUCGACACUGCGUUUGACUUGUUCAAUCCGAAAUUGUGGUCUCAAUAAAAAUUAAUUUUUCAAUAGCA
Molecule: messenger RNA, 1091 nt
Organism: Ceratitis capitata (Mediterranean fruit fly)
Lineage: Eukaryota; Metazoa; Arthropoda; Insecta; Diptera; Tephritidae
Exons: 1
Coding region: 107-997 (296 amino acids)
Cellular component (GO): mitochondrion
Source: RefSeq, a predicted model, not a curated record